Molecule: messenger RNA, 2589 nt
Organism: Ilyonectria robusta
Lineage: Eukaryota; Fungi; Ascomycota; Sordariomycetes; Hypocreales; Nectriaceae
Exons: 2
Coding region: 336-2180 (614 amino acids)
Biological process (GO): regulation of DNA-templated transcription
Molecular function (GO): DNA-binding transcription factor activity
Source: RefSeq, a predicted model, not a curated record
AAAAAAAAAAAGAGCCCACGCCUAAGCCCACGCUUCAGCGCUCACGCCCUGCUGGUGCCAAAAAUACACCUACCCGCACACGGUCUCUUUCACCGCCCACCAACAUCACUGACUCCCUCAAAAAGAUCGUUUUAUUUCGCGCGCCCCCAACCUCUUCCCUCUUGCGCUCCUCCUUCAUCUUCACCUUCCAUCUUGGAUAUUCAUCUUGCCUUUUUCUGAUUGCCCUUUACCCUUCUUGGCUUUCUCUUCUCUGCCACUACGACUUGUUUCUUAUUUACUUCCUCCUCCUCCUCCUCACACUCACACACACACACACACAUUCACAACUGCCUGUAAUGGCUUCAACAUACCCCAUGCAACCAUUUUAUCGCAACCCUCUGACCGUGGACACAACCCAUGCGCAGAAGCUCUUCGAAGAGGAAGACAACAGCGUCCUAGACGACAACAUUCUUGACCACAGCGGCAUCGACUCCGGACUCGAGCUAUCUCCUCCCAUGGCCGACAGCCGCCGAGAGUCCUUCGCCGUUGGCGGACCCCCGCUCUUCUCUCCCAAGACGGAAGACUGGCAGUCAGUCGACAUGCAAUCAGUUCCCUCCAACAACCCCUUCAUGGACCACCACAGCAACAACCCCUUCAUCCGCCUCGACCAGAAUCAGACCAACUUCGCCGCCCCGGCGAGCAACUGGUCGCUCGCCUCCGGCUCAUGCACCCCACUUCAGCCCUUUGACAACGUUCCCGCCGAGUAUGACACCAAUGCUUCCAUCUUCCAGAGGCCCAUGCAAGGCCAGACGCCUUUCUCCAACCCUGGCAACAUGUUCUCCUCUCUCCCCGGUGGCAACCAGUCCAUCCCCGCCUCUCCUCACAAGGACUGGAUGAGUCCCAACCAGCAGGCGGCUCUCGGCAACAAGAAGAUGCGCCCUAGCAGCCCCGCCAUCCGCUCUCACAACGACAUGCGCCGAGGAGACGGUAUCCGCAAGAAGAACGCCCGCUUCGACAUCCCCGCUGAGCGUAAUCUGAGCAACAUUGACCAGCUCAUUGCCCAGUCGACAGAUGAACAAGAGAUCAAGGAGCUCAAGCAGCAGAAGCGCCUGCUACGCAACCGACAAGCAGCCCUUGACUCGAGACAACGCAAGAAGCAACACACUGAGCGUCUAGAGGAUGAGAAGAAGCAGUUCACCGUCAUCAUCGGCGACAUGGAGGAAGAGAUGGCCGAGCUCCGAGCCAAGCUUGAGCAGGUCCUCAUCGAGAAGCAGUCUUACACUAACUACAUUGAGAAUCUCAACCUUGAGAAGGAGGAGAUGAUCCGAUCUCACACCAUCGAGACGGGCGAGCUCAGGAAGAAGGUUGGUGUUCUCACCGAUCAUGUCCAACGCCUCGAGAGCAACGCUGUUCCCUCGGCCAACCCUGGAGCCAACGGCUUCCCCGGUGCCUACGACAACAUGGACGACAUGGGCAUGACCAGUGCUUGGGACACAUCCAACUUCCUCAACGAGUAUCCCGUUGAGCCCGAGGUCAAGCAGGAGAUGGCCAUGGUCCCCACCAAGAAGGUUGAGAACAACCCCUUCAGCACCGACGGCGAGAAGCCCGCUGCUCAAGGUGGCCUCCUCUUCAUGCUCUUCCUUGUCGGAGCCUUUGUCCUGUCUAGCCGCUCGACACCCGCCAUCCCUCGUGUCUCUGAGGAUGUCAGGGUUGCUUCGGCCACUCUGCUGGACAACGUUCUCAAGGAGGCCGGUGUCCACUCACAGUCCGCUAGCCUUCAGGCUGCUCCUCCUCAAGCCUCCGGCCCUGUCAACUGGGGUAAUCCCAUGAACGAUAUUGUCAUGGAGGGUGUUGCCCCAUCGAUGCUCUCUGAGCUCGGCGACGUCCUUACUCAGCCGUCCCAGGAGCAGACCAACGAGCAGAUCUUCUCCCUCUCGGCUGCACAAUAUAACGGUGUCAGCUCUCAGGAGUUCCUCCAGAACGCUCCCGACCGAUCAACGACCAGCCAGGGUCGGCGCAACCUAGCAGAUGCCCUCACAGCUAUGCGAUCUACAAACAAACAGAACGGCGCCGCCGAUGUGUAUACACGCUCUCUCCUGUGGGACCAGAUCCCCAACGAGGUUGUUCGAAACUUUGCGAAAAUGGUGGCCGACUGCAACAGUGCACAGAAUGAGCAGCAAUGCAACGACGCAAGAGCAUGAUGAUAAGAUGCAAAAAAAAAUGUCACGAUGAUGAGUCUCACGGCUAUUUUUAAUGGUUGUCUUUUGUUUUAUUUUAUUUUCCUUGAGUCGGCUUUCUUAUUUCCUACCUUUUCCUGGGGGAUGAGCCGCCAUACACUCGACGUCGCUCUCGCGCACUCCAGACCUGUUGCUCACGCACCCAAACGGACGGUUUGUUCUCUUUGUCGUUUUCCUUCUGGAUUUCUACCUUGGGGUCUCUUUUGAUUUCCUUACGGAUCUAGCAAGCGAGCGAGCAUUGCUUUGUGUGAUUUCAAAUUUGGAAUUUCCUGUCUCGAAUACCUCUUUCGGUUUCUACCUGUUGUUUUCUGGGUUACGGCGAACUUGGGGCGGGCGGAGGCAGUUGACGGCGGCGGCAGCGGAUGCAGCACAG